AUGAUUUCAUCAAGAAUAUUCGAAAAAUGGUGGUUGCGGGCGUUCGUUGCUCUCGUAAUAUUCUUCAUCUGGCAAAUUUGUUAUGCAAUUAAUAAGGUUCAAGGACUCGAGGAAGAGAAGACAGUGUUACAGGCAACAAUAGAAGUGCUGAAACGGAAGAGCGAUAUGCUGCGAACUGAAAUCCACGAAAAAGAACGAACGCUAACUCGAUUGGACGGACGGAUAGAGGAAAUUGAUACACAAAUCAGAGAUCACAUAUCCUUACUGCCACGUGUCAAUCGAUCCACUCCAUUCAUCUACUUCGUUACACCCACACAUUUCCGCGCCGCCCAAAAAGCUGACCUCACUCGUCUCUCCUACACUCUCUCGCACGUUCCCAACCUCCAUUGGAUCGUCGUGGAAGAUUCUGAUAGCUUAACGUCGUCUGUAGCAGAGAUUUUGAAGCGCUCGCGUCUACCAUAUACACAUCUAAACGCGCGAACACCAUCAGCUCAAAAAAUGAAGUAUACUGAUCCGAACUGGACUUUGCCACGAGGUGUUGAACAAAGAAAUGCUGCUCUUUUAUGGAUUCAAAAUCAGUUGUCCGGUGUCGGAAGUGGAGUUGUAUAUUUUGGAGACGAUGAUAACACUUAUGACUUGAAAAUUUUUGAAGAGAUGAGGAAGGUGGAUAACGCCGGAGUGUGGCCAGUAGGAAUAGUUGGAGGAAUGUUUGUGGAGACGCCGGUUCUCGCUGAUAACGGAUCUAUAAUCUCGUUCAAUUCGAUAUGGAAACCUGACCGCCCGUUUCCGAUUGAUAUGGCAGCUUUCGCAGUCAACGUCACCUUGAUUCUCUCGCAUCCCAACGCUCUUUUCUCGUUCGACGUGCCACGUGGAUAUCAGGAAUCUACAUUUUUGGAGAACCUAGGAAUCGAUCGGCUCAACAUGGAGCCGUUGGCUGAGAAGUGUACCAAAGUCUAUGUAUGGCAUACAAGGACGGAAAAAUCAAAGUUAUCAAAAGGAAUGGUCGAGAAACUGACGAAAAAGACUGGGUUCAACGAGCUGGAAUCACAUGCGCUCGGUGUUGCAUACUGA
Messenger RNA from Caenorhabditis briggsae, 1071 nucleotides. It is a transcript of the gene Cbr-sqv-8, whose product is annotated as Protein CBR-SQV-8. Bases 1 to 1071 code for a protein of 356 amino acids. Gene Ontology annotation, molecular function: galactosylgalactosylxylosylprotein 3-beta-glucuronosyltransferase activity. The transcript is spliced from 4 exons. NCBI's taxonomy places the organism in Eukaryota, Metazoa, Nematoda, Chromadorea, Rhabditida, Rhabditidae. Gene Ontology annotation, cellular component: Golgi membrane. The record is from RefSeq and is a predicted model, not a curated record. Gene Ontology annotation, biological process: carbohydrate metabolic process; chondroitin sulfate proteoglycan biosynthetic process.